ACUCUUAUCUCUCAUACCAAAGCGAAGAUCUGCAUUUUACAAAGGGCAAAAGUCAACAACGAUGAGUCUGGGCAGCACCAGUAUUGAAUCUGAUAUUUCAGAGGAUGAGUUGGAGGAUUUUCCUUUGGGUCAGGACGAUGACUUUGACAAUGAAAGCCCAGCAAAAAUGUGUUCAGAGCGCUUGAUAUCAACCAGCCCCAGUGACACAGUUAAGAGGUGUCCUCGGCCCAAGUGGUCCAAAGCACGGAGAGUCGCCGCCAACAUCAGAGAGAGGAAGCGCAUCCUGGACUACAACCAGGCCUUCAACACCUUGCGCACUGUCCUCAAUCAUGAUCUUAGCAGAAAGCGUCUCUCUAAGAUUGCCACCCUCCGCCGAGCGAUCCACCACAUUUCAACACUGUCUUUAUAUCUGCGGACACAUGCAGACACUGAGCCAUACGCACCUCUGUGUACUCAAACGGAGUGUGAUCGGCAGCCAGAAGAGAAUGUUUCUCUGCCCAGGAAGACAGAAACUUUCCAGGAACCGAUUGAGAACUACACUACCAAGAAAUCAGAGGCUCUCGGAGUUUCUCAAGAGACGCCUGGGAUUAUGCACCAGGACAUGACAAACUCUGUACCAUCUCCUCACUACAGCCACUGCGCAACCAACAGCCAGGUACACAUGAGCCAUGGAUGCUCCUCCGGUCACCACUGGUUGGAUUACAACAAUGGAGGAUGUGAACAUGGGAUGAGGGUCACCUGUCAUCAGAACCACACGGACACUUAUGCAGACUCUGCUAGACCAUCUUUGGCAUGGCAGCUUGGCUACCUUCAAUAUCAUGGAUACCAGCAAUCCCUGAGUAUGCACUGACUUUUCUCAUGCUAGAGUUAUUGAAAAGCGUUAGCAAUAUGUACAUAUAAUAAGGGAAAGAUUAUGUUGGGAUCCAUUUCUAAGGUAAAAAAGUUCGCCAAAUAAAGCAGCUUAUUAUAAAACUGAUGUUGACUCUUUUCAACCACUGUAGUUAGAAGUAUAAAAAUCUUUUAAAUGUAAAUGUAAUGCAGUUUAUAUACUCCUACCCAAUAAG
Molecule: messenger RNA, 1064 nt
Organism: Carassius gibelio (silver crucian carp)
Lineage: Eukaryota; Metazoa; Chordata; Actinopteri; Cypriniformes; Cyprinidae
Product: class A basic helix-loop-helix protein 9-like
Exons: 1
Coding region: 62-850 (262 amino acids)
Biological process (GO): developmental process; regulation of transcription by RNA polymerase II
Molecular function (GO): RNA polymerase II transcription regulatory region sequence-specific DNA binding; DNA-binding transcription factor activity, RNA polymerase II-specific; protein dimerization activity
Source: RefSeq, a predicted model, not a curated record